Molecule: messenger RNA, 2341 nt
Organism: Gadus macrocephalus (Pacific cod)
Lineage: Eukaryota; Metazoa; Chordata; Actinopteri; Gadiformes; Gadidae
Exons: 11
Coding region: 365-1801 (478 amino acids)
Biological process (GO): transmembrane transport
Cellular component (GO): membrane
Molecular function (GO): transmembrane transporter activity
Source: RefSeq, a predicted model, not a curated record
UGCUUAUUUACGUAGGCUAUAGGAGGGACUUCCUCUUUGGCAACCGAGUCAUGUGAGCCCAUUGAUGUGCGUACGGCAGUGUGUGUGUUUGUGUUUCACUACCUUUCACACUAUGUUAACAGUUACCGAAAAGGCAGAGUGCAUGUGAAACACUUCAAUUUGAUGUAGCUAGUUCAUAUAAGAUGGCACGACAACAUGGCUUUCAGUAAUGCGACAAUGGAGAUCACUGAUUUGGACUAUAGGUGUCUGUUGGUUGGAUUACAGAUGUCAACAGUUCCUUGUAGAAGAACAACCUGAUGCUGAAGUUUUGUGCGGGCUUCUCGGUUGAUCAACACUUACAUUGUUGACCAUUUGACUUGGGUUUAUGGUAAUCGCCAUGGCAAUCAGUGUAGCCCGUCUCCGGAGCAUUGUAACUGUCGAGCCGGUUAUUCUGCUCUACAUGACUGCCUUGUUUCUAGUGACCCCUGCCUAUCAACAACUGAUCAUCAGUAAGAUCUGCAGUGAGCAGUACGGGCCGGCCAGCGCAGAGUGCAAGGACCUGGCGGCCUACCCUGAGGCGCAUCAGUCGGUGCAGCGCUCGUCCUCCAUGGUGAUCCUGCUCUACACCUCCGUGCUCUCCGUGCUCUCCAUCCCCCCGGCCAUGCUGCUGGGCUCCUGGUCGGACCAGAGGCAGCACUCCGACGGAGGUUUUCGGGGCAGCAGGCGCAGUUUGGUUCUGCUAUUGCCCUGUAUCCUUUCCCUGGCCAGCGGAGGCCUGCUUAUCGCCAUAGCGAUGGUGGACCAGUUGGGGGUACUCUGGAUGCUGAUGGCGGCCGGCUUGGUCGGACUUUCGGGAGGUACAAGUUCCCUGUUCUUAAGUUCUUUCAGUUAUCUCGCAGAUCUCACAGCCAGUAAUGAAGGAGUGAACAGGACUCUGCGUAUGGCCGUGGCCGAGGCCAUGGUUUUUGUGGGUGGCACCAUUGGCUUCUUGCUAGGUGGAUAUCUGGAGGAGCAAGAUUGGGGGAUGGUAAUAGCCUUCUCUUCCUUCUGCGGUUGUCAACUUCUCUCCAUUGUAUACAUCCUCGUCUGGUUACGCGACCCCAUCAUACCAGCCCGACUUACAUCCUCAUAUGGGUCUAUUAACCCUAGCAGCGAGGAUGACGCCACCCCCAGCAUCCUGUCACAUGCCAGAAGGUCUCUGGCGGUGGUGUUCAAGGAGAGGCCUGAUCGGGGAAGGUUCAAGCUGCUGCUAUUGAUCGUCUGUACAUUCAUUAACAAUCUGGUAGCUGUCGGUGAGACCACAAUCUCCCUGCUUUAUCUUUCGUAUGAGCCGAGAAAUUUUUCUACACAACUCUAUGGGAUCUUCCAUUCAAUCAGGAUGCUGUUGCUGGGUGCUGUAUUGCUGUUGGUGUUUCCUCUGUUACUGAAGCGGGUUUCGGAGCAGACUCUGGCAAAGGUCAGCGCCCUGUUCCGCUCGGCCGCCCUAUUCCUCAUGGCGUUCUCUACCAACACGUGGAUGGUCUUCCUCGUGUGUGUCAUUGGGGCUCCAUCAGGAAUAGGCCAGGCAGUUGUGAGGUCACUUUCUUCUGCUAUCGUGGAAGAGCAUGAACAAGGUGCCAUGUUCUCAUUUUCAGCGUCUGUGGAGGCCCUGUGUAUUCUCUUGGCCGGUCUGUUGUUUAACGGCCUCUACCCCCUCACCUUGGCGACCGUGGCUGGGAUGCCCUUCGUCGUCAUGGCGACGCUCAUGCUGGUCGUCUUCAUCCUCAUGCAGUGGAUCAGUGAGAGCCCUGCUACACACCCUCGCCUCUUGCUGUCGGACUGACGGACAGACAGGUACAACAUCCUGUCUGGGAUCGCAUCUUGCUGAAAUAAUCCUAUUUCUAGAAAAAGAUAAGGAUUUAUAGUUCAAUUAUUGCAGUUUUUAUGAUAAUAGUACCAUGAUGAAUCGUUUUGUGAACCUAAAAGUUGAUUGGAUUGAAACAGAUUAUUACAUGGGGAAGGGGUUCAAACCUGCACUAUCUAACUUUUGUACUGCAGCUAUUUAAUCCAUUAAAAAACUGAUAGUUUCUCAAGAAUAAAAUAGACCCAUCCAUGGGGCAAUCCAUCCUGGGAAUUUUCCUCUAUAAAUGGUUUGAUUCUGGUCCACUUUCAAAUGAUAAGGCACAAGUGUGAUUAAAACACCCAACAAUGGUGAGGUUUAAGCUCAAUCAAUUGCUGUGAGAAACGAAAUAUGCUAUAAUAAUAUUGGCUACUAUCAUAUUUGUAUUGUUUCAAUGUUGUAAACAUACUAGGGCCCGACCGAUAUUGAUUUUUGAGUGCCGAUGCCGAUUAUUUUCAGAGAAAAAUUACGAUUACGAUUUAA